Molecule: messenger RNA, 534 nt
Organism: Penicillium robsamsonii
Lineage: Eukaryota; Fungi; Ascomycota; Eurotiomycetes; Eurotiales; Aspergillaceae
Exons: 5
Coding region: 1-534 (177 amino acids)
Source: RefSeq, a predicted model, not a curated record
AUGGAAAAUACGCUGAGGGAAUCGCUCCGGAAAAAGGGAAGUCGAUCUCUUACUAUCAAGAACACUGCCCGUGGAGAGGAACUAGUUAUUAAGAUCUGGCGCCCUGUCAAAUACCUCCCUCCACCUUCUUCUAAUAUGCCCGUCGACUACUCGCCCGUGCGAUCAACGGAAAGCCAGGAAGAGGACAUUUACGAUGUCGAAAAGAGACCUCCCAGGUCGCAGUGCCGAUUCCCCUUCGUCAAACAGGCCUUAAGUCCACGCUUUUGGAUGAACCUAUGGGCUAUUUUCAACACUACAUUCACUCCCAUUCGCGAAGAUGGCGCCGAGCGGUACGUCAACACACGUUGCAAACCCGAUAAAAUCUUUCAAUCUCCUCCAACGGACGAGGUAGACGCAGCCUGGCAUGGUUGGCUACGAGGCACCAUAGAUAAUGACCAUUUGAUCCGCGUCUCGGGAGAUAAAGCAAAGGAAUUGGGUCUUCCUGAAGCCGUCCAGAUCUACGAUGAUCCUGGGUAUCACGAAUACACUGUUUGA